UAAGUUUCUGUUUCAAGAAAUGGGUAUAUUUCUGUUACACUUUCAUUUUCUCAUGAAGACCCUCCCCUUUUGAUAAGCUAUAAAAUGGGCACUGAAACAGACGUUAUUUCAUUCUCCUCCUGAUCAAAGAUGGAUCUGCAAAUCUCAGUUUUUCUUUUCUUCAUUCUUUUCACUGCAGGACACUCUCUCAGCUGUUAUGAGUGUAUGGGUCUGAAAGGUUCUUGUGCAGAUCAGAAGUUAAAAACAUGUCCUAGUGGAUUUUCUCAGUGCAUGAGUUCAACAGGAGUGGCACAAGCUGGUGGCAUUAGUGCUAAAGUGAAGAUUAAAGAUUGUGCUCCUGCCUGUCAAAGUGGGUCCCUGAACAUAGGCACUUUAAAGUCGACUAUUUCCUGCUGUAACACAGAUCAGUGUAACCUCCAAGAUGCUCCAGAUCCCUCUAAUGUCCCCAAUGGAAAGACAUGUUACACCUGUGAUGUUCAGAGCUGCUCAAACAUUUUGAACUGUUUUGGGGAUGAAGACCGCUGCAUUACAGCAACAGCGACUUCUGGAGGCCAGUCAGUUUCUGUAAAAGGCUGUGCAUCUAAAUCUAUUUGUGGCACCACAGCAUCAGUUAGUGAUUUUGGGAGCUUCUCAUGUUGUGAGGGGAACCUGUGUAACGGUGCUCAGAGUGUCUCCCAGAGCUUCCUGUUCCUCUGCUGUUCUCUGCUCUCCUACUUCCUGCUGCACUGAAUCCAGCAGCUCUUCAUCCUACAAUAAUACAUAUAUCAAAUCAUCUAUCAGAGGAAAAUAUUAGAAUUAUUUCUUUAUUGAUUCAAUACAUUUUUUUGUAAAACAAUAAUUGUGUUCUCAAUAUCAGGAUUUUCCUGUUCAGUUAAAUAUCACAAAUGCAACAAGAGAAAUAAACAGAUAUUAUGAUAAAAUUUUACAAAUACUUUGUAAAUGUUUAUCAUUUUACCUCAUGCACAUCAUGCAAUUAAAAGUUUUGUAUAUUACUCAGUUUUUGUUUGAGUGUUGAUUAUUAUAUCUGACAAUAAAUAGCAAUUUGAUAGUUUGAGCUCUAUUAAUAAUUGUUAUGGCUUUUCUUUAAGCAUUUGUCUUUGAUAACAGGAGUGAGCAAGUUUUUCAUGUGUACAGAGUCCAUAGAAGCAAACAAUGUCUUUCUUUUGUUCCAAUGAAUAAACAUUGCCUUAAAUCCA
Megalobrama amblycephala (Wuchang bream) is the source of this 1196-nucleotide messenger RNA. Its product is annotated as urokinase plasminogen activator surface receptor-like. Lineage: Eukaryota; Metazoa; Chordata; Actinopteri; Cypriniformes; Xenocyprididae. The transcript is spliced from 5 exons. The record is from RefSeq and is a predicted model, not a curated record. Bases 130 to 729 code for a protein of 199 amino acids.